AUUACCUUUUGUAUUUCCCCUUAGGUUAAUAGUUCCAACAUUUAAUUUAUCAAACAUUUUAGUUUCAAAUACCUCCAACUAAAUUAUUAGCUAAUACUUGUAAUUUAUAGUAUUACCAUCUCACAUCAAAGAGUAACAAUAGUAAUGAUAAUAGUAAGAAAUUAACUUUGGUUUAUAAUGUUUAAGAAAGAUAGGGUCACAAACUUACAUGUAGUAUUAUUGUAUUGGGUUGUUAUUUAAUUUCCAAAUCAGAACUAAAAUUUACAUUUUACUACGUUGGUAAAAAUUGUCAUCUUUUAAUUACUUAUGUUUAUGACCUAACUUCAUAUCGACUACUCUGAUAAACAUACAUUAUCUUUGUUCCCUAGUGAUCAAAUGACUAAUAGAUUAGUUAGGGAAGUACCGAUAACAUAUAAAACUCUUGUAACAUUUUUUAAAAGAUAAAUAUCAUGACUUUUGUUGUUGACUUAAACCUCAUCGCCACAUAUAAAUACAAACCCCAUCAUCAACAUCAUUAUUGUCUCGUGCAAACUCUGACACUUACGAAGAAAUCAAUAGUAACAAACCUAAACCAUAGUCUACGUAACCAACAAGACAUGACAGAAGAAUUCGACACUACGGGAGUUUGUAACGGAACAUGGUGGAGCUCCUCCAACGGCAUGUUCUCCGGCUGUUCUCUGCCACGUUCAGCGGAGAUUGUCGUCGAUCUCGGUGGAUUUGAAUGGCAAAACAUUGAUACCCUUGAUGCCAAAACCUACAAUGAGAACUAUCUUGAUACUUCCACAUUCUUAGGCAAUACAAAUCUUGAUACCACCUCACAAAUCUACGUUUCGAGUCAAUCUAACAUCCAUGAAGAAGAACGAUACAAUCAGAUAAAUAGUUUUCUAGAAGGAUUGUUUGAUUCUAAUUAUGAACAGUUAUCAUUUCCUGACUGUCCCAAACCAGAACUAUUCGAAAGCUUUCACUUCUUUGAUGACGUUUUCUCGAACGAAUCAAGAAUGAUAUCAGUCUUUGAUCACGACAAACCCAAGGACGACAUGCAAGCCUCCAAGAGUCUGAUUACUUGCAAGAGAGCAAGUGAGAAAACUGAAGAACACGAAGAUAUUGAGUCAUCACAGCCAUUAAAAAGGCCAAGGCUUGAGACACCAUCUCAUUUUCCGAGCUUCAAAGUUCGUAAAGAGAAACUCGGAGAUCGAAUCACUGCGCUUCAACAGUUAGUUUCACCCUUUGGCAAGACAGACACUGCUUCUGUCCUCCAUGAUGCUAUAGAGUAUAUCAAGUUUCUACAAGAACAUAUCACUGAAAAGGUCUCGAGUAGUCCACACCUGAACUCUAAAGGAUCUGGUGAACAGAAGCAGUGGUCAGACAAAUCAAGCAAUAAUACUCAUAAUCAAGAUUGUAGUCCAAGACUAGAUCUUCCAAGCCGUGGUCUUUGUCUGAUGCCGAUCUCAAGUACUUUCUCCACUCCUCCACAGCAUUUGGACGCAUCUAGUUUCUGGAAUUAGACUGUUUUAAUUAAAACAAAAUUAUAACAUUACGCAUGAACUCAUAGAUAAGUUUUGUUCUAUGAACUGUAAAGUCUGAUGUUGUUUUAUAAAAUGUGAUGUCUCGUUUCGUUACU
Messenger RNA from Arabidopsis lyrata subsp. lyrata, 1621 nucleotides. RefSeq names its product transcription factor bHLH103. The transcript is spliced from 7 exons. Gene Ontology annotation, molecular function: RNA polymerase II cis-regulatory region sequence-specific DNA binding; DNA-binding transcription factor activity, RNA polymerase II-specific; protein dimerization activity. Gene Ontology annotation, biological process: regulation of transcription by RNA polymerase II. Gene Ontology annotation, cellular component: nucleus. The record is from RefSeq and is a predicted model, not a curated record. Lineage: Eukaryota; Viridiplantae; Streptophyta; Magnoliopsida; Brassicales; Brassicaceae. Bases 450 to 1505 code for a protein of 351 amino acids.